Molecule: messenger RNA, 1023 nt
Organism: Hepatospora eriocheir
Lineage: Eukaryota; Fungi; Microsporidia; Hepatosporidae
Source: the annotation of a GenBank genome assembly
AUGAUUUGUUUUUCUAUGGAGAAUAAAUUUUCAUGGACUGAAGAGUAUAAAAGAACAUGGGAAGAAGUGGAUAACAAAAUUAUUAAGAAAGACUUUAAAAUAUUGCAAAAAUUUAAUAAUAAAAGAAAAGCUGUUAUAAGACACUUAUUGGUUGUUAUUGAUGUUUCAUUCGCUAUAGAAAAAAACGAUUAUUUACCCAAUUUACGAUCUUUUAUUGGACAAAAUUUAGAGUACUUUGAGAGUGAUUUCUAUUUCACUAAUCCUCUUUCUACACUCUCUUUUUUAACUUUUAAUGAUACGUUUGUGAAUUUCUUUAAAGAACCUUCUAAAAAUUUGUUAAACAUCAUUGGAGAGAAAGACUUUUCUUUUUUAAGUGCAAUCAAGACUUGUAUUAGAAUGUUAAAAAAUAGUAGCUUUCAGAAGGAGGUGCUUUUUAUUAUAAGUUCAAUAGGAUCUAGGGAUACAGACACUGUUAAUAGUGUAAUUCAAGAAUUAAAAGAUGCGCAUAUAAAGAUAAGUAUUAUAAGUUUGUGUGGUGAAGUUUCUGUGUUUAAACGUAUUACUGAAAUCACUAAUGGAAAAUUUUUUGUUCCUGAAGAUGCUAUACAUUUCAGAACAAUUUUACAUUUUUUUACUUUCCCAAUUGAGAACACAAAUACAAAAAUUAAACUAAUGAAAUUAGGAUUUCCGGAAAAGUCUUUGGAUAAUCAAAUUUGUACAUGUCAUUCAUCAUUUAAUACUAAAUUAUAUAGAUGUCCAACAUGUGAUGCCGCUAUAUGUAAUAUUCCCAUGGAAUGUCCUGUUUGUGAAUUACAUUUAGUUUCACCUACUAACGUAUUUAAAAGCUAUUAUUUCAUGUCUCCGUUAAAAUCUUUUAUAAAGCUAGAAGAGAAAAACAACUCUAAAUGUUUGAUUUGUAAUAAUUUAGCAAUGUUUAAAUGUGAUGUUUGUAAUGGCUGUUAUUGUAGUGAUUGUGAUUAUCAAAUUCACUCUGACUUAAAUUUUUGUCCUAAUUGUAAAUAA